CCCGGCGCUACCUGUGCGGGCGCCGCGGGGCCGGGCGGGGGCCGGGAGGCGCUCCCAGCAUGGACUUUGACGAGCCCCAGACGUGAGGCUGUCUCUGCUCUCCUGGGGACGAGGUGACGACCUGUUAGAAGCAGACGUGGUUCUGAUUUCCUCAGAAGAAGCACAAAAGGAGAUGUUCUGUUCUUUGAAAAUAACUGGAGCCACUGGCAAGAAGCAGCGACACUGCAUCGAACAAGGGAACCGCUUCCAGGUUAUCAAAACAUGCUGUUGAACUGAAUUUUGCAGCUGCAUUUUCCAAUGUACCAUGGGAUGCAUCAAAUCCAAGGCUGCCUUCCAAGGUUCCAACACUGUCCAGGAUGAGAGGAUCGGGGGAGGUGGCGAGGGGUGCACUGGGGAGAAGUCGUCGCUGCUGGCGGUGAAGGCGGAGGAGAAGGGCCCCUCGAGCACCAUCGUGCUGGACUACGCGCACCGGCUGUCGCGCGAGAUCCUGGAGCAGGCGGUCAAGCAGUGGGCAGUGACCGAGAGCAAGUACAGCGACAUCCCCUUCAUCGAGAGCGACGUGCCCUGAGCCCUGCCGGGGCCUGGCCCGUCCAGGAGCACUCUGUGCGGGCUGCCAGCGCAGAUAAAGCACCCCCAGCUGUCCUCGGAGCAUCCCUGCGGGGAGGUGUCUGCAGGGAGAGCCUGAGAGAAUUUGCCUUUUAACGCAGGUUGCUAACAAACUAACUGGAUCCCAGUAGAACCUGUUCAUCAAGUGUCAUUCAUUGUCAGCUGUAUGUUGAGUAUAUUCUGUCUUUGUAUGUGUUGGAUGUGACCAGAAGUUAGCAUUAAAAAGAGGAUGAGAAGACUGUGGCUGCCCUGCACCUCUAUAAGCACUGCCACAGAGGACAAAACAUGGAUUAUUUCUAUGUUCUGCAUUAAAAAUCAGUGGUCUGUAGGUGAGAUGAACUCUCCGUUCUUGGUGAAUUUGUCUGCAUUUUGCUAAAGUGAAAUCAAGGUCUGCAUGUAGCAAAGGUUACUGCUAUCAUGAAUUUUACUUUUGAUUCUAUGACCUGACUAAAUCUGUAAAACCACAAGAUAAUGAAGGUGAUGAGAGCGCUAUGUAAACCCCAGUAGUAUUCAGGGAGCCAUUUGGAUGAUGAUGCUAUUUACCUUCCAUUGAAGUGAACCAGUGAGAAACAUGCCCAUGUCGAUAAGCAGUGCAUUAUCAUUAACAGAUGCUUCUGUAAAUGCAUGAAAGCUUGUCUCUAAAACCCUGCAGUAAGACAGGUUAAUGACAUCUGGUCACUGUGUUCAGACCAAAGCUGUUUGGUUGUUUGGUUUUGUUUGGGGUUUUUUUUGCGUUAGGGUGCUGGUUUGGGAGGAUUUGGUUUUGUUGUUUUACUGCGACCGAGAAAGAUGUGCAAAAACUACUGAUGAUAACUAGUGAAAGGAACAUUUAAAGGUGUGGCAAUGCUUUAGGACAACUUGUUUCAUGGGAACUGUGGCUGCAUUACACUGAAAUUACUCUCUGAAGUACCACCCUUGGGACAGGAUGUCUUCCUUCCGCUUCUGCAGGCUGCUGCUUUCCCGUUGGAAAACCUGUUCAUGGCAAUGCCAGCAGGAGUCACAGGAGCCCCAGCCCUGAGCAGUGCUCUGAAUGCAGAGUUAGGGACUAAGCCUUAGGCUAGAGUUCAAAGGCUGCAUUUCUUCCCCAGUGCAUCCACACGCUGCUCCCUGCAUGCCCAGGACUCAUAGCCACUGCACUCACAGCUGGCAUUCCACAGAUCAGGACACGGAUGGAUUGUUCCUAUUCAUCCCGAAGGUACAAUGUUGCUGACAUUUUAUACAAAGUGAAGGCCUUCUAACAGCUUGGCUUUUACCAUCUGUUUGUUCCCGUUUCUGUGAUGCCCAGUUUAAAAGAUACAGGUUUUUCCCUAGAUCAGAAUACUUUCCAUUUUGUUUUCAUUUUAUAGAGAAAUGCUUUCCAUACUGGCUAAAGCUGUUACUAUUUUUAAAAGGUACACAUAGUUCUAGUAAAUGAUCCAAAGCAUGAUUUUUCAAGCAAUGGGAAGCAAGCAGAAAGAGGACCGUGUCAAAUGCUGGUUUUAGUUCAUUCUCUGACGUGACAGUCUAUGAAUUGAGCUGUUUUGCAAAUGUUGUGACACAAACUUAGGUAUUUGAAAUUCACCUAUAUGGGGAUGUGGUUUUAUCAGGAAUAAAGGGUGAAAAAUGCUUCUCUGUGACACAGCACAAGGCUGCCAUUAAAUCCAAGUAAUCAGACUGGAUUCCCAGUGACCUGCUAUUAAGGCUGUUCUCAGGCCUUUGCUGGAAAAGGGAACAAAAUCAGCUUAUGCUGUAAUGUCAUCGUCUUUGAAGUUACGCAGUCUUCUUCAAAGCCCUGUGCAAAGUGGGACUAAGGUUUAUGGUUCACUUAAAUUCUCCUGCUAACAGUGACGUUCCUUCAAGUUCUACAGCAUAUAAAACAUUAGGUCAUACUCUGUUUGCUCUAAAAUACCUCCAUAAAUCAGUGUGAGUUAGAAAGCAAAGGAAGCCAAAACACUGAUCAAGUCAGUACAUAUCAGUUGGAUAUUGCUUAACCACAGUAUUAAAAAAAAUUCCUAUUCUUACUCUAGAUAAAAUAAAGCUUUAUUACAAAAAAGAAAAAAGGGCCAACCUUUCUAACAUGAGUGUGGGCUCGAGAAUGUUAACACUUGUAACUACAGAAAUUUAAAAAAAAGCCAAAGCUCCACAGCCAUUGUUGGCCAGACAGGUGAGGAGCAGGUAGAAAACUGCACUCACUGUCAGAGCACCUCAAGGUGGAUCUGCCCCACCCUUUUACAAGGCACCCUGGCGGUUGCCACAGGCAGUGGGGUGUUGCAGUGCUUCCUGUUGCCAUGUCUCAAAUCCUUCCUCUGGAUGUAGCCUUAGCAUCUGACACUCUUCAGGAAUAUCAGAUACACUUCUGAAAGCAGCUCCCCCUUGGCACGCUGCCACCGCCCGGUCCAACAGCAGGCAGAGUUAUCCAACAGCCAGAGGUUCCACCACAGCAUCCGCUGUCAUCAGCACUCGGAAUUUCCCCAGAGGAGGUGACCCAGGCACACUGACCAUGCCCAGGACUGCUCCCCUGGGGAGGAGCUGCUGUGUGAGGUCCCUGCCCUCCCUGCCCCAAGAGCUGCCCAUGGGGUGACUCAGCACCAGCUGCUUGGUGGCCCAACCAGUCCCUCACCUGCAGCCACCAACCUUGGCCCUCACUGGUGCCUGAAGAUUCCAGUAGCUUCAGCAUGGCCCCAAGUGCAAUUCCAGCUGCUUUACGAUGCUUUCCGUGACACUGGCACUUCAGGGACGGCACGCAGCAAAUGGAAAGCAAACAAGCUUGCAAACAACAGGGAGACGGCUUCUCACCAGGAAAAUCAUCUCUUUUACAGGAAGCUGUCCUUAUAAAUAAUGCACUUACCCUUAAUAGAAAAUAAAUCUGUUCAGUGCUACAGUCUGGUAAGAGAUUUAGGGAGAUCUCUCUCCAGAGCUCUGCUGUACAUUUAAUAGGCACAAUUCUAACACAUUGUAAAAAUAAAGACUUCUUCACCUAAAUAAAUUUAUGCUAAGCUGUGCUAGAGUUUCACAGAGCCACUGACAGUGGGUUUCCAGCUAAGUUGCCAUUGAUUCAUUGACUUGAUUUUGUGUAAUAAAGGCACUCCAGUUUGGGACUGGCAUACUCUGCAAAACUGUUUACUUCUAUUUAGGAGUUAAAAAUACAUUUGCUUUAUAUUUUCUCCAGAAAACAAGAUAAAUCUGAGUGCAUAUGAUGUGACUGACUUGAUAUUCUAAUAAUGGUUCAAAGUACAUUAAAUGCAGCACAACUUUGUAAAGGUGACGUUUCUGGAGUAAGGCACAUCAGUAUUCCCAAAUAAGACACACUACAAUAUAUUUUUACAAUAUUUUUUGUGGAAAAUAUUUUCUUGUGGACCAAAUAAAAUUCAACUUACCAUCUGCUUGUAUGCCUUUUAUUUGAAAAAAAUAUAAGAUUGCACAGAUUGGACAGGAUCUCGUUACCUUGAGCUUGGGAUAAUUCCUGUUCACAUAAAUUUUGGAAGCAACUGAACAUGCACGUCAAAGUUUAUUAAUUCAGAAGUAUGUUCUUCCUAAAAUCUUGUACGUCAUUUACAAUCAGAGGAGCCAUGAUCUGUGCUCCCAGGGAAUUCCUGUGUUUUUCAUUUAAUAUAGUUGGCUGAAGACUGCUUCUUUUAUACAAAAAUAAUGGAAUUAACCAAUCUUUAAAAAGGAAAUUUAAAAUAGCGAUUGUUUAUGAAUGUAAAACAUAUAAAAAAUUUAAAAUAAUGCAGGGGGAGGUUUGCACUUCUUAUGAGACUGGCUUGAGGUAGAAAGUCACCUGUUACUUUCAGAAUUACCCUAGAGGUAAUAAUGAAAUCUCAGUUACUUUUGGAACUAAACUCAAGGACAGUCUCAUAACAAGUAUGUCCAUGGUAACAUACACUCGCAGCUGAAAUUUUAACAAUUUUAUCUUACAAGACUCUAGUGCCAAAGCAAGGUGCCAUUUUUUCUUGAUUUAGCUCUCCAUUUGCUCACCUAUGAUUUUUUUGAAUGUCACUCUUGGUAGUUCACCUUGAUGCACGAAUUUCCUGGACUUUGUUUCCAGGCAACAGCUCCUAGAAAGGAAGGAGCCUUGAUCCAUUGCAGACCAUUGCUGUUGGUAAUAAGAACUGCCCAAUGUUGAAAACUCUGCAAUGGUUCUGCUGCAGCUCUUUUUGACUCCUCAGUGAUGGUUACUGACUAUGGCAUUCAAACAGAAGUUUUCUUCCUUUGGUCUUCAGAGAAGCCAAAAUUUGCACUUGUGACCUGCCUGUAAGUGUAGAAGUAAGUACGAAGAUACGGUGCUACGUGAUCUGAUGCAGCAUAAAAAAGAAGGCGUAAUGUUGAAGAUUAGUAGCUGUCUGUCGCAUACACAAUAGAAAAAAUAAUUUCCCUCCCACAAAUAUGUGUAUCAAGGGGUUCUGGUUGUGUUGUGUAACUUCAUGUAUUAUCAGCAUCAGAACCCUGCCACCUUGAAUGCACUGGAAACGUGCUGCUUGGUGCUCACAGCAAGGUUUGAGGCACUUGUUUCUUUACCACUGUAGGACCAAGAAAAACCAGCAAUUUUCUGACAUCAUGAAAUACUCAUUAUGCAGUUGAAGCAGACAUAAUGACAUUUUAAAAAAUGGGCUAUGCAAGCAAAGAGAAAUGUGCUUUAGGCUCUGGCAACAUUAUCACAUUUGAAACAAUGUUUACACAGCAAGGCUGAAAAAUGAACAAACGUUAAAUCAAUAAAACAAUUUCUUGUUCUCAGACUAAUACUGUAUCAGUCUGAGCUUUUAUUUAAAAGGAUAUUUAACACCAUGGAUUCUGUCUUGCAUUUUCCUUUGUAGCUCUGACUGCAUUAAAGGUUUAACCAUAUUUUAUUUUCAUUGUACGCAGAAGAACCUGCGGCACAAUCCAAAUUUACCAGACCAGUGGCAGAGCCAAGAACACAAAAGGUCUCUUGACUUUCUGCUGAUUAGGUCACCCCUUAACUGUGCUCUUUUCCCCAAGGGCUCCUCCUGAACUAAGAGCUGAUG
Messenger RNA from Pseudopodoces humilis (Tibetan ground-tit), 5588 nucleotides. RefSeq names its product A-kinase anchoring protein 19 (gene AKAP19). Gene Ontology annotation, molecular function: protein kinase A regulatory subunit binding. The record is from RefSeq and is a predicted model, not a curated record. Lineage: Eukaryota; Metazoa; Chordata; Aves; Passeriformes; Paridae.